UCAGGACAGGUCUCCAAGUGGAUAACACAAAGGCGAGGAGAAGCUUCUCUGGAUCAAAUUUAAAACAAUCGGACUAUUCUUGUACAUUUUCCUCUUACGGAUUAUAGAACAAGCAAAGCCUGUAAGUGAUUUGAUAUUAAUUUAUCACUUCUACUUGCGUGGAAUGGCUCAUAUUUAAGCAUUUUUACUGCCGGGAGCUGCUCUGUUUAUCUUGAGAAUGGAUAUCGUAAAUCUUGAAUAGAUUUACAGGAAGAUAAAAUUGAAAACAUGCCCGUGUCAAGGAUGAGGAUGAGGCCAUGGCUGGAGCAGAUGAUCGAGUCAAACUCCAUUUCGGGUCUGACUUGGGUGGACAAGGAUAAGACGAUGUUCUCAAUUCCCUGGAAGCAUGCAGCUCGACACGGCUGGGAGCUGGACAAGGACGCCUGUCUGUUCAAAAAAUGGGCCAUCCACACAGGAAAGUAUGUGGAAGGUCAGAUCUGUGACCCAAAGACAUGGAAAGCCAACUUCCGCUGUGCAAUGAACUCACUGCCUGACAUCGAGGAGGUGAAAGACAAGAGCGUCAACAAAGGCCACCAAGCCAUGCGCGUCUUCAGGAUGUUGCCUGCCACCCUAAAAUCUAGAGAUAAACGAAGCAAAGCAAAGGAAACAAAGCCGAGGAAGAAGAGCUCAAUGAUCAAGAUGGAGGAAGACAUGGACUACAGUGAUACUCAGUCUCCCAUGGAUGGGUCAAUGCCGGAAGACACUUUGUCCACUCAGGAGAACACAGUGGACAGCACAGUGCACACAGAGCACCAAGAUUUCCCAUUUGUGGCUCCAUCUGAUGUCCCUGACUGGUCUUUGUCAGUUGAGAUCGGGGCUGAGAGCUUGCUUAAUAACAUCUGCCACAGAUUUGAAGUUUCACCUGAACACAGCCCCGAUCACGACUAUACCGACGACAUUAUCCAGAUUUGCCAGCAACUGGAGAAAGACUCACACUGGAUGUCAAGCAGUUUAGACGGCAGGGGGUUCCUGAGCAAUGAAGCAUGCACCAGUCCAGGGAGCCAGUGGAGUGAAUCUUCCUCAGUCGACGAACUAGAUGACUUGCCACAUUACACAACUUUGGGCUCAGACCUCACAAUUCCCACAGACGACCUCUGGAACAGCUUUUGUCAACAGAUGCCCCCCAUGCUCUGAGGGCUUCAGGACAGGAAAGGACAGUGCUUUGACACUUUGGACUUUUAUAGAACUCUUCCUGCCCACCAUAUUUCCCAUCUGAGCCCUCUUCUCUCAGUUGAAUCACCCAUCAUCAUCUUUCCAGUCCAUGAUGGAUGGUGUCCACACUUUAAGCUAAAACAACCCCCCCCCCGGGACAUGUGUUUAACACUGUGCAGUUCAGAGAGCUUUCUUUACCUCCCUCAACCUUUCUGUGAAGUUAUGAAGAGAAGUUGUGAAAUGCACUGCUGUGUUAGAAGAACUCACAUGCUGUUCAUUUCCUAUGUUUUUGGCUGGUUCAAGGCAUUUUGGUGCUCAGUUUUUUGUGACGAGUUGUACUAGCACAUAAAUCUGCAGGGCAUGUACAUGAACAUACUCAGCCAUGAAUACAUACGAGGUAGCAAAUACUUACUGCAAAAUGCAAAUAGGAUCAUAUUCAGUAUGCUGAAUACUGACAUAUAUAACAUUUGACAGGUAGUUAAUGCAUAGUGUCAAAUAAUUAUCACAUAAAAUCUAUUUUUCCGUUAUGUGCAAAAGUGAAUUUUAGUUUAGGGGCUAAGAAUACAUUUUUACAAACCUCUCAACUUCUGGUGAAAGCUCUACGUCAAAAUCCUUUUUUUUUUUGCUUAAGGCAGUUGUAAAUGAUUUCUGUAUAUAGCUGUGUUGGUUUGUGUGUUUUUAUAAAAUAAAAUAACUAAAUGUGAA
Messenger RNA from Siniperca chuatsi (mandarin fish), 1896 nucleotides. RefSeq names its product interferon regulatory factor 1b (gene irf1b). The record is from RefSeq and is a predicted model, not a curated record. Bases 268 to 1173 code for a protein of 301 amino acids. Gene Ontology annotation, cellular component: nucleus. Gene Ontology annotation, biological process: regulation of transcription by RNA polymerase II; immune system process. Gene Ontology annotation, molecular function: DNA-binding transcription factor activity, RNA polymerase II-specific; RNA polymerase II cis-regulatory region sequence-specific DNA binding. NCBI's taxonomy places the organism in Eukaryota, Metazoa, Chordata, Actinopteri, Centrarchiformes, Sinipercidae. The transcript is spliced from 10 exons.